This is a messenger RNA of Sitodiplosis mosellana (orange wheat blossom midge), 1387 nucleotides long. RefSeq names its product charged multivesicular body protein 3 (gene Vps24). Gene Ontology annotation, cellular component: multivesicular body; ESCRT III complex. The transcript has 3 exons. Lineage: Eukaryota; Metazoa; Arthropoda; Insecta; Diptera; Cecidomyiidae. The record is from RefSeq and is a predicted model, not a curated record. The coding region runs from base 201 to 878 and encodes 225 amino acids. Gene Ontology annotation, biological process: protein transport; late endosome to vacuole transport; endosome transport via multivesicular body sorting pathway.
AUGUUUGUGUACAUACUUCAUCCACUGUACGUGAACGAGCGAUGCGUCAUUAAACCAAAUUUAUUUGUUUGCGAAAAGUUCGAUCAGGCAAAACAAAAGCUAAUAGCCAAAGUAUUUUCUUUUUUGAGCGAAUCUUCAACGCGUAAUUUUGUAUUCGCAAAUUAAAAACAAGCAAAACAGUAUUACAUUCAUCGAUAAAUAUGGGUCUGUUUGGUAAAUCACAUCAACGCGAUCCCAAAGAACAAGUGAAUGAAUGGUGUCAUAAAAUCCGCAAAGAGGGAUAUCAAUUGGAACGUCAGGUGCGUGCAAUCAAAAAUGAAGAGGAAAAAGUGAAGCGUGCAUUGAAGCAGGCCGCUGCCAAAGGUGAUAAAGAUACAUGUACCAUUCUUGCAAAGGAAAUUGUCCAUUCACGCAAAGCGACGAAUCGGAUUUUCUUGACAAAGGCACAUCUCAACUCGGUGCAGUUACAGAUGAAAAACCAAUUGGCAACGCUGCGUGUAGCCGGCUCACUGGCCAAAUCCAACGAAGUGAUGACAGCGAUGCAAAAUCUGGUUCGUGUCACGGAAAUUUCUGGAGUUAUGCGUGAAAUGUCAAAAGAAAUGACAAAAGCAGGUAUCAUUGAAGAGAUGCUAGAAGAAACGAUGGAUUCAAUCGAAGACACCGAAGAAUUGGAGGAAGAGGUUCAAACUGAAGUCGAUAAGGUGCUUUAUGAGAUAACUGAAGGUAAACUUGGCGUUUUGGAACCACCACCAACCACACCAGCUGAACCCGCCCGAAGCAGAGAUCAACCCAGCACGAGUAAAGUGUCUGAGCCAGAAGAAGAGGAAGAAGAAGAUCUAACCGAGAUGGCUCAGAGACUUGAAGCCUUACGAUCUUAAAAAAAAUUCCUUUUAAAUCCUAUGCAAAUGUUUCAACAGCUGCUGAGCUGGGGUGAGAACGUUACCCGUUCAUGAACACACAACUUGCAGUGGAAAUAGAUUGAAAUCAAACUAACAGUAAAGAAAAAACAGGAUAUUUUCAUAAACAUCGAUGUUUUGUUGCAAAUCGAUUCUGUAGAUUUUAUGUACUGCUUUGUGAUGUAUGAAUAUUAUAAUAUAUAAACGAAAACGAACAAGAUUUUGAAUGGAAUUGAGUGCGUGCACAUGUAACUAACAUUCACAAUUUACUGUCAAAUGCAAUAUUAUUUAGCAUCUCCAAACAGAAAUUAAACAAACAAAUAAUAAGCUUUCAGUUUCAUGACAUUGAAAACGAAUUGGAUUUUGUGUCAGAGUAUCCAUUACUUGAUUUACGUUAUUUUAAUUUAUUCUUUGUUUUGCUAGAUAAAUAAAUUGCAAAUCAAACACAUUUUUAAUAAAGAGUAUUUGAAAUUAUAUACAAUUACUGUAAA